Molecule: messenger RNA, 1457 nt
Organism: Cucumis melo (muskmelon)
Lineage: Eukaryota; Viridiplantae; Streptophyta; Magnoliopsida; Cucurbitales; Cucurbitaceae
Product: BAG family molecular chaperone regulator 4-like
Exons: 5
Coding region: 400-945 (181 amino acids)
Biological process (GO): protein stabilization
Cellular component (GO): cytoplasm
Molecular function (GO): adenyl-nucleotide exchange factor activity; protein-folding chaperone binding
Source: RefSeq, a predicted model, not a curated record
CACAAUAUGCUAUAAUUUUGGAUUUUGGUUCCCAUGAUGUUAAUGCCAUGUUGAUUUGGCACAGGGAAAAUAUGAGCAACAGUAUGAGAGUACAGAAGAAUUCAAGCAAGAGCUAAAAUUGAAGGUUCGAGAAAUAUUAACAGAACAAGAAUGGAGGAGGAGAAAGAUGCAGAUGAGGAUUUCUGAGGAAGAAGGCAGAUUGAAGAAAGAUUUCUGAGGAACAAUAUUCUCGCUUACUUCUUGGUUUGUUUGUAUGUUUGUUUGUAUAUGUUUGUUUGUAUGAAUAUUGACUUUCUCAAUGUCUUCUUUCAUUUGUCUGGAACUGGGAUUGGGGAGUUGGAAACUAACUUGUUUUGUUUGACAUUGUUGUUUCGUUCUGUUUAUGUGGAUUGAUGGUAAAUGAACUUUCCCCAUUCAUGGUAUCUGGCACAUGCUGACGUGCGUACUUAUAAUGGAGUUUGGACUAGUUCCCAUGUUGGUGAUUUUGUGUGUGUUACUUCUUUUGCAGGCGAUAUGAAAAAGCAUCUGGUGGCAAUAACCGGUUUGCAGCUUGAAGAGCAGAGACUACUAUUUCGAGGUAAGGAGAAGGAUGAUGAUGAGCAUUUGCAUACCGCAGGGGUGAAGAAUUUGUCAAAGAUUUUACUCUUGGAGAACAAGACAAACAAGCAGAGGAAGGUCGUGGAAGAUGUUAAGGUGGUAGAAGAGGUCGAGAGAAGUGGUGAGCUUUCGAAGGCAUCAGCAGCCAUUGCUGAUGUUCGGUCUGAGGUUGAUAAGCUUGCAGAUAGGGUUGCUGCCUUGCAAGUAGCUGUUAAUGGUGGCACAAAUGUUGAAGAUAAAGAAUUCGUAGUAUCAACGGAGCUGCUGAUGAGACAACUGUUGAAAUUAGAUAGCAUUGAUGCUGAAGGGGAAGCAAAGUUGCAGAGAAAAGCCGAGGUUAGUAUUUAAACAUUGAUGGUCCUUGUUGGGCAGUUUGACCAUGCUGAUCGUCUAUUCAAUAGCAUUAGAGAUACUUGGAUAAGUGCAGCUGGAAAGGGAAACACGUCAGACGUGAAGGAACUCAUUCCAGAAUUCUUUUACAUGCCAGAAUUCCUCGAAAAUACGUUCAACCUUGACUUGGGAGAGAAACAAUCUGGAGAAAAGGUUGGUGAUGUUGUCUUACCUCCAUGGGCCAAUGGCAGUGCUAGGGAGUUCAUCAGGAAACAUAGAGAAGCAUUGGAAUCCGACUUUGUUUCGGAAAAUUUGCAUCAUUGGAUAGACCUCAUCUUUGGAUAUAAGCAGAGAGGGAAGGCAGCAGAGGAAGCUACCAACGUGUUCUAUCAUUACACAUACGAGGGGAGCGUGGAUAUAGAUUCAGUGACUGAUCCCGCAAUGAAAGCCUCCAUUCUAGCACAAAUUAAUCACUUUGGCCAGACACCCAAACAACUGUUCCUUAAGCCCCAUGUCAAAAGGCGGGUUGA